This is a messenger RNA of Aquila chrysaetos chrysaetos, 6095 nucleotides long. RefSeq names its product WD repeat domain 90 (gene WDR90). NCBI's taxonomy places the organism in Eukaryota, Metazoa, Chordata, Aves, Accipitriformes, Accipitridae. The record is from RefSeq and is a predicted model, not a curated record. The transcript has 43 exons. Gene Ontology annotation, molecular function: protein binding. Gene Ontology annotation, cellular component: centriole. Bases 1 to 5931 code for a protein of 1976 amino acids.
AUGGCGGCAGGUAGCGGCGGGGCGGGGGCGGCGUUCUCGGGGCACGGAGGUACCGGGGCCGUCACCGGGGGCGGCGGGGCUCGGGACACGGAGAUAACGGAGGCGUCGCCGGGCUCGGGGGCGAUACUGGAUCUGGGGGGAGUCGGAGCACGGCGAUACCGGAGGCGUCACGGGGGCUGGGGGGACUCGGAGCAUGGGGAACGGGGCGUCAACAGGGCAGGGGUCCCCGGUACAGGGGGUAACAGGAGGCGUCCGGGCGGGGGUACCGUUCCCCCGCCGAUCUCGGUACCGGCAGCCUGGCAGCGUCCCUACCUGAACAUCUUCAAGCAUUUCCGCGUGGAGGAGUGGAAGCGCUCCGCCAGGGAGGGGGACGUGGCCGCCCUCACGGAUGCGAGGCUGAAGGGAACCGUCUACCGGAUCCGGGGCUCCGUCCCCACCAGCAGCUACCUGCAGCUGCCCCGGACGGGGACGCAGUCGCUGGGGCUGGCAGGGCGCUACCUCUACCUGCUCUUCAAGCCCAUGCCCCGCAAGCACUUCGUCGUCCACCUGGACGUCGCCACCGAGGAAAACCAGGUGGUUCGCAUCUCUUUCUCCAACCUCUUUAAGGAGUUCAAAUCCACAGCCACCUGGCUGCAGUUCCCCUUCAUCUGUGGAGCAGCCAAGGGCUCGGUGUACGACUGCACGGCCAGGGCGUCCAGGCGGGAUCUCGUGGGAUCAGCCCCUGCUGAUGUGCGCUGGACCUGCCUGGUGCUUGACCUCCACUCCAUCCUCUCCCUCUACCUCAACCGCCGUUACAGCCACCUGAAGAGCAUCAAGCUCUGCUCCAACCUGCUGGUGAAAAACCUCUGCACGAGCGACUUGGUGUUCGAUCCAGGUGUGACCUUCUCCGAGGCCCGGCAAGCCGACCUGGCCUGCCGCGGGGUCGCUCCCAUGCCGCGGGAAAUGGCUUUCCCUGUCCCGAAGGGAGAGAAGUGGCAUGACCUCUACGACUACAUCAGGUUCCCAUCCGAAGGGUCCAAGCUGCCGUACGACUCCAUCCAGAAGAGCUGUGCUGGUCAUGUGGCAGGUGGCCAAGUCUCAGGGGACCCUCUCUGCCAGCUGCCCCAGCCGGUGACACUCACCAAAGCAGUCCGUGACCGACUGUCCCUCAUCCAUCAGAUAACCAGUCCCAAAGCUAUGCCGCGCCGGUGUCCUGUAAUUACAAAAAGCAUCCCUGAGGUUAACUUGACAGCCCCGGGGCUUCCAAGAGCCGUGCCUGCUGCAGACCAGGAACUAGAGAAGAACCAGAGACCUCACAGUGCGGGGGACACUGGGCAGUCACCGGUAGUCAGUGAUGGUGGCAUCCAUGUGUACGCUCACCACAGGAGCAAACAAACCAUCCGAGCUGUCCACACCAGCUCAGAGGAGAGCGUGUACAGGAAGGGCCCUGGACCAGGCGUGCCGUCCGGCAGGAGAGCCUCUGCCUACAGGAGGCUCUUACCAGAUCCCAUCCUGAAGCUGAGAAUGAUUAUUGGCUUUGGAGGCUACAGCACCAAAUGGGCGCUGUGGACUCAGAACAACGCUGCAGUGGUCUACCCCUGCCAUGCUGUUAUAGUGACCCUGCAGAUCCAGACCGGAGAGCAGAGGUUCUUCACUGGACACACGGAUAAGGUGUCGGCGCUGGCCUUCAAUGGGAACAGCACCUUGCUGGCUUCCGCGCAGGCGGGUUCCCUGAGUGUGGUGCGCCUCUGGGACUUCCCGACAGGCAGCUGCCUCUCAGUGUUUAAAACCCACGUCCACUCCCUCUCGUCCCUGAGCUUUUCCUACAGCGGAGCUGUUCUGUGUGGCGUCGGAAAGGAUGGGCACGGCAAAACGAUGGUGGUGGUGUGGAACACUGCUCAGGUGACCCGUGGCAGAGAGGUGGCUGUGCUGGCCAAAGCGCACACUGAUGUGGACAUCCAGGCCUUGAAGAUUGCUUUUUUUGAUGAUACCAGGAUGGUAUCGUGUGGCCGGGACAACGUCAGGCUGUGGCGAGUGCGGAGCGGAGCGUUGCGCUCGUGUCCCAUCAAUCUGGGCGAGUACCAUUCCCUGGAGUUCACAGACCUGGCCUUCGAGGAGGGGCACACGGCGGAGCGGGAGCCGGAGGACCGCACACUCUUUGUCUGCAGCAAGAGCGGCCACGUCCUGGAGGUGGACUACAAGAAUGUCUGCAUGAAGAGCGUACGGCGGCUCCUGCCCGCACAGCCCCAGGGCUGCCAGUGGCAGGACAAGGCAAGCAGCGGCACAGGCCCUGGGAUCGCUAUAAACAGUAUUAGCAUCUCCUCAACCUUCUGUGCCACGGGUUCAGAAGAUGGCUACCUGCGGCUGUGGCCACUGGACUUCUCAGCUGUUGUCUUAGAGGCAGAGCACGAGGCUCCAGUGAGUUCUGUCUGCAUCAGCCCGGACAGCCACAAAGUCCUGUGCACAACCGCUGCUGGGAAUCUGGGCUACCUGGAUAUCCAGUCCCGGGACUAUAACACCCUCAUGCGCUCUCACGAGGACUCUGUUUUGGCAUUCUCAGUGGAGGGCAUUUGGAAGCAGAUGGCAACGGUGUCUCAGGACAAUACCAUCCGAGUCUGGGACCUUGUCUCCAUGCAGCAGCUGUAUGACUUCACAGCUGCAGACGAAAUGCCGUGUGCUGUGGCCUUUCACCCUACCCAGCAGAUCCUGGCCUGUGGCUUUGACAGCGGGAUGGUGCGGACCUUCAGCCUGGCCGCCUCCGAUCUCCUGGUAGAGCACAAGCAGCACCGCACUGCGAUAACUGGACUGACCUUCUCACCAGAUGGCAAUUUCAUGUUCAGCUCCUGUUUGCAGGGAACUCUGGCUCUUUACAGCUGUAUGGUGCAGAAAAGCCAUGUCCUGAGAGUCCUGGGCAACGUGGUGGCCCGGGAUGCCGGGAGUGGCCCGGAUGCUUUGGUGGUCAGUGGGGACAGCUGUCUCUUGGCCUUCGUGGGUCCCUCCAAGUACAUUGUGACUGUGAUGGAGGCCUGCUCUCUAGAUGAGCUGCUGAGGGUGGACAUCAGCAUCCUCGAUUUGAACAGCACGGCCUUGGACUCUGCAGUGAAAGUCUGCUUUGCUCCUGUGCCUCAAGGCGAGCUCCUGGUAUCUACUUCUUCCAAUAAAAUCCUUGUGCUUGCUGCAAAAACAGGACGACUGGUGCGAGAGGUGUCUCCCGUGCACAAGCUGUCCUGUUCUUCCUUGGCGCUGAGCAAGGAUGGCAGGUACCUGCUCACUGCUGGCGACAAAGUUAUCAAAGUGUGGGACUAUCAGAUGCGCUUUGAGAUCAACUUCCAGGUGUACAUCGGCCACUCGGAGCCAGUGCGCCAGGUGGCCUUCACCCCAGACCAACGGCACGUCAUCAGCGUGGGAGAUGCCAUCUUCCUCUGGGAUUUCCUGGCUCUGCCUGCAGAGAGGUCACUCCCAGCUGGGGCUCAUUCCUCUGAGUCUGCUCUGCUGCUGGGAGCAGAAGGGAGCUCUGAGAAGCUAAAGGAUGCCUCUGAGACACCUCGGCAGACAGUGCCUCUUCCAUUGUUGUCCUCGCCACCAUGUUUGGAUGUCAGCUCUGUCCACCAAGCGGGAUGUCAAAGUAUUUUCUCCGAGUCGGACAAAGAGGAGGAAGCAGGCCUGCCAGGCAGUGGCAGGAUGGUGGCGAACGGAGACGAAGAUGCCUCGGUCCUUGUGGUGGAGUCAGUCAGAAACGAAGAGCUUGUUGUGAGGCCCAAAGUAAGGCAGGAGAGCUCAAGGUCUUCUGGAGAAUCAGCAAAUGAACCCAGAAAGGAGACCCAAAGUCCCAAGUCCCAAUACUCCGUCCGCCCAGAUUCCUACCGCCAUUUCACUCCUCGCUUUAAGGCAUCGGUGCUCCCCCAGAGUUUCUUAUGUCCUCCAGCUGGCAGUGAGGUCUUGAAGCUGAAAGCAGUGAUCGGCUACAAUGGGAAUGGCAGAGGGAAUAUGGUGUGGAACCCAGACACAGGCUUCUUUGCCUACACCUGUGGCUGCGUCAUUGUGGUUGAAGACCUGCACUCGGGAUCACAGAAUCACUGGCUUGGCCAUGCAGAGGAGAUCUCUACACUUGCUGUCAGCUAUGAUGCCCAGGUUCUUGCCUCUGCCUCGGGAAAGAAGAAUGGAGACUCCUGUUGUCAGAUCUGCAUCUGGAACGUCCAGGAUGGGGUUUGCACAGCAAGUCUCUUCCAUCACAAGACACAAGUACAAGCCAUGGCAUUCUCUCGGGAUGAUAGAUUCCUUGUUACCCUAGGGGACUACAGCGAUCAAACCAUUGCUCUGUGGAAUACCUACACUUACGAACUCAUGUCAUCGACUUGUAUCUCGGAGCCAGUCCAUGACGUGGCUUUUAGUCCUCUUUCUCACAGAGAACUGGCCUGUGUGGGGAAGGGAGCCACGAUGUUUUGGCUGUUGGAGCAGCAGGGAUCUGAUGUCAACCUCAAGGUUCAUCGGGCCCCUGCCCCGGACAUGUUAGGGCCGGUGGAGCUGACCUCUCUCUGUUAUGGUGCCGACACUCUUCUUUAUAGUGGCACCAACUCAGGCCAGAUCUGUGUGUGGGACACCGAGACUAAUUGCUGCUUCAUGACGUGGGAGGCUGACGAGGGCGAGAUUGGUGUGCUGGUGUGUCGGCGCAACAGGCUGGUGAGCGGCAGCAACACGAAACGCAUCCGCCUGUGGGCGGUGGCCGCCGUGCAGGAGCUGAGGCUGAAAGGUCCUGAUGCCAGGUCUAGCUCAGUCCUGCUAGAAUAUGAGAUCACCCUUGACGGGACAAUAGUCAGUGCAGCCUUCGAUGACUCUCUAGAAAUGGGAAUUGUGGGCACCACGGCAGGAACCCUGUGGUACAUCAACUGGACAGAGAGCACAAGCAUCCGACUAAUCAGCGGCCACAAGAACAAGGUGACCGAAGUGUGCUUCAGUCCUGACGAGACUCACUGCGCAACAUGCGGGGAAGAUGGCAGUGUGAGGAUUUGGUCUCUGGGCAGCAUGGAGCUGGUGGUACAGUUCCAGGUGCUCAACCAGAGCUGCCAGUGCCUGGCCUGGAAGCCUUGUCCCAUCGUUGUGUGGGGAGCUGAGAGCCAGCAUGUAGUGGCAGGGUACAGCGAUGGCACCAUCCGCGUGUUCAGCAUUUCCAGGACAGAGAUGGAGCUGAAAAUGCACCCCCAUGCCGUUGCACUGACGGCAAUUGCCUACUCCACAGACGGAGAAAUGAUCUUAUCGGGAGGCAAGGAUGGGCUCGUUGCUGUCAGCAGCCCUCGAACUGGAAUGACUAUCCGCAUCCUCACUGACCACAAAGGCUCCCCCAUCACUGUUCUCCAGUGCACCAGGAAGCAGUACCGCGACUUUGGGGUGGAAGGAGGCGAGCUCUGGCUGGCCACCAGCUCGGACCGGCGGGUCAGCGUCUGGGCCUCCGACUGGCUGAAGGACAAGUGCGAACUCCUCGACUGGCUCAGCUUCCCGGCUCCCGCUGGCCCCAAGGGUCUCGGCAGCCUCCCGCCCAGCCUGGCUGCCUUCUGCCCUUGGGAACACGGUACCCUCGUCUACAUUGGCUUUGGGAUGCAGAAAGAAGCCUUGUUUUACAGUCUGCGCAAGAAACAGGUAGUUGAGAAGAUCUCCUUGCCGUACUUUGCCACAUCGCUCAGCCUGUCUCCGGCAGCGCGCUUCAUGGCUGUCGGCUUCGGCGAACGGCUCCUCAGGCUGCUGCGCUGCCCCGCCAGCGAUGCACAGGACUACGCUGGCCAUGACGACACAGUCCACCUCUGCCGCUUCUCCCCCUCCGGCCACCGACUCCUCACGGCCUCCCACAGCGCCGUCCUCGUCUGGGAGCUCGCAGGCCCCCAUGGACCAGCAGCACUUCUCCAGCGCGGGAGGAAGGCUGGGGCCAGGCCCCAGCUCCUAGGCGAGGCCCCGGCUUAGGCCUCAACCAGGCCCCAGCCGCGGGUUGCUGGGGUGGGAUGCGGCGGCGGGCCCGCAGGCCAGGCCCGGGCGGUCGCGGGAUGCGUUUGGUUUUUUUUUUUUUUUUCCUUUGGUUUGUUUUUUUUUUGUUUAUGUUUCUUGUUAAUAAAACAUCGAAAGCGGAA